This is a messenger RNA of Epinephelus lanceolatus (giant grouper), 1035 nucleotides long. The record is from RefSeq and is a predicted model, not a curated record. Lineage: Eukaryota; Metazoa; Chordata; Actinopteri; Perciformes; Serranidae.
AUGUCGAGUACUUGUGUCUUCACACAACAAGUUGUUGCUGCCAUCAACGACACCCUAAAUCCACAAUACCUGCACAAACCUUCAGCUGCAGAAGUCCAAGAAAUAGUCAGAGGUUUCAGUGACAGAUGGGGGUUCCCACAGUGCGCAGGGGCUGUGGAUGGCACUCAUAUCUGCAUCCUGGCAACGUCUCACAACCCAGCUGACUACUACAACCGGAAGGGCUUCUACUCAGAUGGAAAAACCUGGUGGAGGCAGGAGGUAUCGACUUCCCAGCAUCACCUGAAGAACUGGAAGGGCCUCUAUAGGCUGAAAGCCAGACACAGUUUCCAUGUCAAAGAGCUGAUGGAACAGGACAGAUCAGAUUUCAGUUUCCACAUGCUGACUAAGAACACCUAUGAUAGUGCACCACCUAUUAAGCCUUUUGGUAGGUGCACACAAGAUUUCACUGUGCAUGUGAUGCUGUGGGUGAUGGCGUCAUUGCUAACACUAGUAAAAGAUGUGUUUUCUGAGGACAAUAAAGAGGCUCAUCCAGACCUCCAGCGUGUCCAAAGGCAGCCCUUCUUGUCUCCUGCUGAAGAUCUGGAACAGGACAGCAGUGUUCACGCACCCUGGCCUCAAGCCCUUGAAGAGUGGUCACUGAUGCAGGAUGAGGAAAUCCAGCAGAGCAGAUGGCGGCGCUCCCCUCCUGUCUCCAGCUUGCCCAGAACCUCAAGGAGGAGCCGCAAGAAGACCAAGAGCAUCCACGAUUGCCACUUGGAAAGGAAAGAGAUACGGGUGCGAGAUCUUGAUCUCGGUUACAACUCAGAUGAAAUAGUCCUCUUUAAGUACUGUGUUGGGACCUGCCACAGCUCCCGCAAGAACUACGACCUGGCACUCAAAGUUCUGAUGGACAAGGGGAGCGUCUCCGGCAAGAUGGUCAGCAGUCACCCCUGCUGUCGGCCUACCCACUAUGAGACUGUGUCCUUCAUGGACACCCAGACUACCUGGCAGACAAUUAGGUGGCUCUCGGCGGCCAACUGCAGCUGUGUGGGCUGA